GAUGGCCUGUGAAUCAUAAGCCAUAGGUCUGAUAUCAGAUAACAGUUCAAAACCAAGGGAGACUGAGUCAUGCCGUGCAAUGCACAGAAGCAUCGAUAGGCUCCCAUGAGGUCAUCAUCGUAUGCUUGGUACACAACUUGCUCCAUGAGCAACGCAUCAUGCAUCAUGAUCAUGUUUGAUCUCGUCCGCGUGGAUAGGAAACGGACUACCUGCGUGGUGUGCGCAUCUCUGUAUGGUUAUACACCAGUCCAUGAUGACUGCGUGGAUUCUGUGUGCGAGCACUGGUCUGGUCGGUUUGACAGGGUCGUAUGUGCUUGUGUGGUAAUGCAUCAAGUGGGUUUAUCAAGUACUUUUGGGUUCGCGGGUCAAGGAGCACAAUGUCGUACGUGCACAGAUGAGCGCACAAAUGCACCGAUGAACCACGUCCGACGUAUCAGGACGAACAGACCUCGUAUGCAAAGGCAAAGCGGCUUGACCCUAUUUCAAAUGUGUUUUGAUUCGGGAACAGGGCGAUGUCGCACGCGAAUGCACGAUGCAAUGAUAAACCACGCCUGACGUAUCAGGCGGACAGUCCUCGUAUGCAAAGACAAAGCCACUUGACCCUGAUGAU
Suillus subalutaceus is the source of this 610-nucleotide messenger RNA. RefSeq lists its product as uncharacterized. The transcript has a single exon. Lineage: Eukaryota; Fungi; Basidiomycota; Agaricomycetes; Boletales; Suillaceae. Bases 106 to 555 code for a protein of 149 amino acids. The record is from RefSeq and is a predicted model, not a curated record.